ACGAAGGAUGCAGUAAUAUCUCACUGGCAUUUUGUAUGGAAUACAAAAAAUGCUGGCAAAGGUGGAAUACGGAGGAGUCCAAAAAUACAUCAAAGUUCCACAAAGUGAUGGAAACUUUGAUUUCCUCCAGUUUCUUCAAGAAGUAACAAACAAAUUCAGUCUGCAGGCUCAUCUUCUAACUGAAGGUGAGCUUAGACUGAAUGAUGAAUCUGGUACUGAGAUCGACGCAGAUGUGUUUGAUGAGCUCUUAAAGUCAGGGGUCCGAAAGUUUAAGGUUGGAUACCGUCAGUAUGUAGCUACAGAUCUAGAAAUCAAUGUGGUCGCAGAUGAAUCACUGUCAUCAGUAUUGCCGGAGCCAUCAGCAUCAUUGGCUUCAUCCGCAGACCUUUCAGCAUCACCAGCUUCUUCCCUUUCAUCGGAUUCAACUAUUAUUCUUCCAUCUACAAAGAACAGGAGAAGGGGCCUGAGAGAGCUGGAUUGUGAGGAAGCAAGACAGAAAGUUGAUACUGUUCUGAGGUCAAAUCCAAAGGGUGAAGAAAUCUUCCAAGAGUAUGACAAAACUAAAACGCUGUCAGAUGCAACACGCAGACAGAUGGUCAACAUUCUGGUUGCAGAAAUGACUGAUUCAUAUGGAAGAAUUCCACCCACAAGUGCGCGGGUCAGUUAUGCACAGGGAAUUGUUACCCGGUUUCCAUAUCUUCAAGAUCCAUUUUCCAAAAAUGGAUAUGAACAUUACUACGAUCCGGAGGCAAAUACCGGUUAUCUUGCUUGGAGACUUAAGACAGUACAACGAAACACUUGCGAUGGACCACGCGGGUGUUCCAGGCCGAUUGUCAAGGACAGUCCAAUGAGAAAACGGGAAUCUCUGUUAACUGGUGACCAGCUGUUUGGUGACGAGUGCAGAGAGGCUAUCUCUUUAAUCAGACACUCAACAGAUAAAGUGGUGGUUAAAGAGAAAAUGAGAGCAACCUUUGAAUACAGACAGAAGAUGGUUCACGACAAGGAUGCAACAGCUUCAGUGUUGGAGGUCUUCCCUCGUUUCCUUGACAUACCUGGAUUGAUUGACCAGGACUUUUCCAUAAUGUUUGGGGAUGAAGUAUCUGGACGGUUCCUUGCAAGGUGGCCCUCAUAUUUCAAGCAGAAAGUCAUCGCAGAAUGCCAGAGUCUUCCUCAAAGUCCAUAUGUGGAGGAGCUGCUGGAACCUUUUAACCCUGAGGCAGAGAAUGACUAUGGUAAAUAUGUAGUACUGCUGGGACAGUGA
Messenger RNA from Notolabrus celidotus (New Zealand spotty), 1261 nucleotides. RefSeq lists its product as uncharacterized. The transcript is spliced from 9 exons. The record is from RefSeq and is a predicted model, not a curated record. Lineage: Eukaryota; Metazoa; Chordata; Actinopteri; Labriformes; Labridae. Bases 50 to 1261 code for a protein of 403 amino acids.